Cladocopium goreaui is the source of this 7473-nucleotide messenger RNA. The record is from the annotation of a GenBank genome assembly. NCBI's taxonomy places the organism in Eukaryota, Dinophyceae, Suessiales, Symbiodiniaceae.
AUGAAAAGCCGUUUCAAGCGCACCAACCGCGAGACCUUUGCCUUGUUUCCACGGCGCGAUGGCAGCAAAACGGAGCUACCCCUGCGCAGUCAUGGGAUUUACCUUGGCACCGUGAUGUCAUACCACGCCUUUGAACUGCAAACAUGGAACCAUCGUCGAAGAGCUGCAUGGAGUGCUUUUGCUAGACUGGCUCAAUGGCUCCGUCACCGACAAUUCCGGUUACAACACAGACUGUAUUUGUGGAGAACAUGCAUCAACACCAUACUGACUUAUGGAUUGUUUGCAACUUCAUUUACAUUACAGACUUUGCAGGCCUAUCAGCUCACAGUUUAUCAAAUGUUGCGCAAAAUCAUUGGCGAUCAUGCCUACGUGACAGGUCACAGUCAUCAGCAGGUACUUCUUGCAUAUGACCAUGCCCAGCCAAUGGAAAUCCUCUUUCAGCUAGCUCAGAGCCUAUGGCAUCGGCUUCAACAGAGGCAGCAAUGGUUGACACCAGAUGAUUUUCUCCGGUAUGUUGAUUGGUCCCAUUUGCAAGACACACUGAAUUUGAUCCAAACCAUUGCAACCAGCUUUCCGGAGGUGCCCAUUGGACCUGGGGAUGAUGAUUGCCAGCAGAUGCAGGCACCCCAACUGACGAGAUUGACACAGCCCCGGUCGACCAACCAGGCCAGGGGUAGCUCCCAUGCUGAGUCAUCCAACUACCAUGUCACCAUACAGCCGUUCUGGACGGAGCUCAAGGACAAGAUCCAGCGACAGGCGUGGCAGGAGGUUGCUGAGCUUCCAGAUGCAAGUCAGUACCUUACACACUCAUGUAUGGUGUGCGGCAUUUGGAACAAUCGCUGCCAAGAAAUGAAUGGCCACUACCGGCUUCAUCACCCAGACCUGACGCAGGGUAUUUUUACCAAGUCAGCGCAGAUCACGAAGCUGAUGCCAAGCACUAGUCCAUGCGUGCUUUGCAAGACACCCUUCAAGCGGGGGCACAUGUGCAAAGUGGCCACUCAAUUGGCGGCCCUGGCUCUGCAUUGCCUUGACCUCACCUGCAACCAGUUAUGCUGUGAUAUCUGUGCCAUGGAGUUUGAAACCACAGCCCAAUUACAUGCUCACCUCAGUUCUGACCAUGAAGUCCAAAUCCACGACUGGAACGCUGCCAGGGACUCUCUCCCGGAGAGCAAUGGAUGUAGUCACUGUGGCCAAAUAUAUGCCACACGUGCAGGAUUGCGUCGUCACAUAACUGACGGGCGCUGCCCGUUCUUUGAGCCGAUGGCGUCCAACACGCCACUGAAUGCGGCAGCCAAAUGGGCCCUGAACCUUCAGUCGGGAGCCAUUUCGACCACAGGCUUGCCAGCACAACAGAGGCUUCAGUUGACGCUCCAUUGCCAGUUCUGCGGGGAGGUGUACUCAAGAAGCAAUGACUUAAGCGCGCAUCUACAACAGACGCACGCACAGCUCUGGGCUCAGUCAGGUGAAAUGGUCCGCUUCCUCUUGCAGACGUUGACUCCAUAUGUGGGAUGCCUUUGCAACCCUUCCACCCAUGAUGUGAGCCGAACCCACAUUUGCAAUGUGAUCAGACAGCUGUCCAUGAUUUUCCUGACCAGUGAGCAAGACCUCCUGAUCCCCUGGCAUUUCAGUGACGCUGACCUGCGCAUGGCCUACAGACACCUGCUGCCCAACCCACAUGUGGACAUGAUGCUCAAUGUGCUGGUGGACAGAGAUUACAGUCAUUUAUGGCAUGCUCCCACGCUGUUGCAAAUGCUCAGACAACGUUGCGUGCUUUGUGGCAUACAAUUUCAUCCAGCAGCACUGACGAUGCACCUGGUGGCACAACAUCAUGACGACAGUCAGUGGGCGGCUCAGAUCAAAUUUCAACUUCACAUUUUACAGCGUGCUGCCCAGUGCUUCACCAAAUUGCCCUCCUGCUCCUUCCGAUCCAUGGCAGAUCAGCCCAUGAUGGAUCAAGCAGAUACGGAGCUGCUGAACUCGUUUGCGGCGCUGGGACCCCUGCUGCUGCAGGCCAGUCAGUACCACCGCUCAAACGACGACGAACCCAAUCCCAAAAAACACCGCCAUGCCAUGGUGAAGCAGGAGGACGAUCACGGUCCAACACAGAAAGCACUCCUGGGCAUGGUGAAACUCAUGGCACAGGUCAUCAUCCAGCACGACAAGGCCAUCCAGAUGCAACACAGACAGACCUGCUUCGUUUUGUUCGUCCAAACCAAUCCAGGCAGUGCUCUGGGGGUGCUGACACAACAGGCCCUGGCCUGGAAGACGCAGAAGAGCAACGACCAGGCCAAUCCAUUGACCCUGAGGACCUUCCUGUUGAGGAGCGUCAUCCUGGAGCUGCAAACGAGAUUGGUGAAGCUUUCACAGAGCUCGCAGGGCAAUCCAAUCUGGGACACGGCAGUACAAGAGGGAGUGAUCCUAGCGGACGGCUCUUGGCCGUUUCAACAUUGGUGUCACAAGGAGAAGAAGCUGAUCCGAUCUCAUCGCAAACCCAUGGGGAUGGCCAGGACUCAAAGAGGUACAGCUGCUCACGGAGUUGCUGCAGGAGGAGGGGCAGGUCAUGCGCUUUCACAGCCUGAAGCCGCAGACCACGGUGGUGCCAUGGAUGAUCGAGUUGAGCCUCAGAGAAACCGAAAUGUGGAACACCCUGAUGGGCAUGACGCAGUCAACGCUGUGGACGCUUGUCGGAGCAUCACUGAAACAGCACUCACAGGCGACGAGCAGACCGACCCAGAUGCUGGAGCAACUGUUGACGGGCCAGAAAGGCAAGGGCCAGGGGAAGGGCAAGAAGAAGAGUACUUGAACAGGCAAGCACGCAACGCUUUGCGUGCUGCCCUGACCAAUCUUGUCCUGGACAACUCCAGUCACCUUUGCUAUGCCAAUGCAGCGGUAUCUUGCUUCCUUUGGGCCAGCCUGUCGCGACCGCGCUUCAGCUACGCUGAUUGGGGAAUACCAGCCCCUUUGUUUCGUGAAAUGCUGAGUUCGCCUGAACCUUAUUCCAUAGACAGUCAGACAUGGUAUGAAGACCUCACACUUCAUUGGGAUGACAAUCAUGGUCAGGCGGACUCUGCCGAGUUCACACAAAUGCUGGUUCAGUGGGUGUCACCUGCAUUUUAUUGCAGCUAUUGGCACAGACGAUGGAUGCAGUGUGAAAAUGUGCUGAUCCAUGACCACGGAGACAGGCAUCAACCACUGUUUCUGCAACUUGAGCCAACACACGUCACCAAUGGUAUGAUCCGUCUGACUGACAUGCUGAGGAGCUGGCACGGGGAGCUUGGCAUGAGUGCAGGUCUGUUGCGCCCUCCAGAGGUCUUUUGUGUUCACUUGGAAAGGAUGGUGCAAACAUCCAAAGGUGCACUCUACAAGAUGCAGACACCCAUCAUUUUCACAGGAAACAUUCAGGUACCAGUGUUCCAAGGUAGCACACUGGACUGCAGAUGGGAGGCCUACCAGGCGGUUGCGGCCUUUGCACACUAUGGUGAGUCAAAUGCUGGCCAUUAUCGCGCGCUCUUGCGCACUGAGCCAGGUCAUGUUGGCCUUGAUGCUACAGCAUAUUGGCUGGACUGCGAUGACUGCAGGAAGCCCAAGCCCUGCACGUAUAUCCCAGAGGGAUUCAUGGCUGGGGUCACAUGUGUUUGGCUGUGCCGCACGGAUCUCAUCGAGUUGCAUGACUGGCACCAGCCGCCCAAUGCCACCACGCCAGACACCACGCACCCUGCCCCCAGGCAGGCUUAUCCCUCAGGCCUGAGAAACCCUCAGGAAUUUGAGAAGAGCCAACCAUUUGCCUUUUGCCUAGCCGGCGACAUCUCGAUAUUGCACGCCAUUUUGGCGCUGAUGCACGGCACGAUUCUGCGUUCACAGUUUUGCUGGCUCCCACAGAAACAGCCGCAAGUCUGGUCCCAAAUCCAGACGUUGGCACUGGUUGCGGUCAUCUCUGAAACGAGAUGGUCCUUCCAAUCCACCUGGAGCGAUCAAGAGUGGCACCACAUCCACAGUGCUGAUCAGGCUCAUCGUGGAUCAGGUGUACUAAUUCUUGUUGCCAAGCGUCUUUGCAAAGCAGCAGACCUCAGAUGGAACGAACUUGUCCCAGGAAGACUAGUUCACGUCCGUCUCAUGCAGACAACACGGAACAUCGACAUCGUUGGAUGUUACCAACAUGUGUUCACCAGAGACAAAGCCUGCUUGCAACACCGAGAGCAGUUUUGGACGGCUCUUGACAGCCUUUUGACGCAGCUCCCGGCAAGGAAUACACUCACAUUGUUAGGAGAUCUGAACUGCAGCCUGCCAGCUGCGACUGGAAUCUGCGGCAAUGCAAAAUACCGCUGGCAAGAUAAGACCAUACCUGGUACUACGCACCCAGAUUCCAACAGAUUCCUGACUGUCUUGAAAAAGCAUGGACUCGUAGCUUUGAAUACGUGGAACUCCAGCACUGGCCCUACUUUCAUUUCAACAGGCGGGACAAGCCGAAUUGACUACUUUUGCACCCGCAAGCAGUUUGCUGAUGGCAAAGCCCGAGACAUCCAGUGCCUCUGGAAUGCACCAUUUCAGCCAUUUGCACAGGCGGGGCAUGCUGUUCUCAUCGGCCACAUUGCUAUGUACUGGAUUCCCCCCACUUCAAAGCUGACUGGCUUGACGCCCCAUCAAAAACUGCAGGGACGCAUUGCCAAGAUGACCAACAGCACUGCAUGGCAGAACUAUGUGGCAACUGUCGCCCCAGACUUGAGCCAUCACCUGACCCAGGUCCUGACCUCAGACCUUGUGGCUGCAUUGAAACUGAUUCCCACCGGGAAAGCUGUUGUGGCACCCUGCGCUCCGGGGCCGACCUGGAACUCCACAGCAGACCUGAUUGCUCCAGUUUUGCAUGCCAUUUUGACUAGGCAAGCUGACAUGGAGUUUCGGAAGUGGCCCAUUUGGGCUUUUUUGGCCCACCGCUCCACGCAAGACCCGCUGGCCAAAGUUGCCUGGCAUUGCCGGGUUUUUGUGGAUCUGGAAAGAGCAUUCGACAGUGUUAAUAGGGUCAAACUUUUUGCAAAGCUGUCCACCUUAGGGAUUGACACCAACAUCACCCGCAUCCUGCAGAGCUGGCAUGUGGCCAUCGGCAUCCUUUUUCAGACCCUACAUGACUUUGAUCUAUCCCUGAACCCUCAGAAAUCUGUGGCUCUUCUUGCGAUGCAUGGACCAAAGAGCCGACAGAAGCGUGCUCAGCUUUUGCACAAAGACCAACAUGGCGUGUUCCUGGCACUGAUUUUGCAUAUCGCUGCAGAUUGUGCGAUCCAAUUGGGCCCACCACCGUGCGUGGGGACAUCGACUGGGAUGACACAUCACCCAGCGCCUGCUGACACCAGCACAGCACUCAGGGGUAGCAAGCUCCUGUCGGAAGCUGACCUUGCACUCCUGAGACAACAACCUUGGGGCGACCGUGUCUUGAAGUUGAUUGCAGAUGACACCCUGGACCGUUUAACCAAUGAACAUGAGGCCUACAAACGAGCCUGUGACCUUGCCAACCACCUGAUGUCCAAUCACUCUCGUUUGUGGAGGCAAGCCCAGGGACUGCAGAUUGCCAUGGCCUUUUGCCGCAUGGAGCCUGCCACAUUCAUGCCAGUGCAAAUCACUGAACAGGCCUUGGACAUGCUUCGAAAUGCAUGCGUGAUCUGUGGCCAGACCUCAGCAAUGAUUUUCAGUGUGAUCUCUGUUUGCAAAUUUUCAACCUGCCUCCGCCUGAUCCUGCGCAGCCUGUUGACAAUAGCAGACUCGAACUGGUCCAAACUCACUUGCGUGGCAAUUGUCCUGUGGCGCUACAGUGCCUCUUGCUCUUGGGCACUGCCCUUAAUGGAGGGCGACUCGGUGAUGAAUGGAUGGGACGAGAGCGCCCUUGCUCAAAUCCGAGAGACCUAUCAGUUCUUGACGCCUCUCUUGGACAAGUCACUCAAGCUGCAGCCGAACCCAAAGCCUCAGAAAUCACGACGGAUGGACACCACCACUCAGGGCGAUCCAGCCGAUCAAGAUCAGCAAGGCCAAGGACCUCAACAGCUGCUCAAAUACCUCCAGGUGCUGGGGCAGCUGACGCUCCGACACGAGCACAACUGGAAUCUGCUGCAAAGCACAGAUUGUUUCAUUCUGUUCUUCCAGCAAGACCAGGAGAGCGCUCUCCACGGACUCUUGACAGCGACCCAAGAGUGGCACCAGCAGAGACAAUCGAACCCCAUGGGCAUGACCACCACGCUGCGCCAACACCUAUGCCAACAUCUCCUACAGGAUCUACUGAACAGAACGACGAAGGUCUCCAAGAGCAAGCCAGGGGAGGUCUUGUUCCAGGCUUGCAGAGACCGCAACCUGAUUUUGGAGGACAUGAGCUGGCCCUUUCUGCGGUGGGACCCCACCAAGAAGAGCCUGGCGGUGGACAAGAAGAAGGCAGUGACAAUGCCCAAAAUGCUGGAGCAUCUGCAGGAACUCAUAGAGGAGUUCAGAGAUCCGACAUUAGUGGUCCGUUUUCAAGGACUGAGCACCAGCCAUGCUCAGGCAACGGUACCUUGGAAGCUUCAGCUGAACCUGCGCAGCAACCGUCCCUACGACCUGAUGAGGGAGCUGACACAUUCGUCAGUUUGGCUUCUGGCGGGCACUUCCCUGAAGGUGCACUCGAUGCAACAGAGCGGCCUAGCAAAGCAGGUUCAACAACUUCUUCCCUUGCAUGGCAAGAGCAAAGGGACGGGGAAAUCUCGGACCAAGGGCAAGAAGACACAGGAUUGCAGUGAGUUUGUGCGAGCAGCCAUACUAUGGCUUGACUCACCUGACAUCGACCUGAAAUGGGAGCGCAGAUUUGAACUUGCUGAGACUGCACAGUGCCAUGACCAGAGCCACACAUGCAUGCCAGUUUUUUUGCAGUUUCCACCCAGCACGCACACCAUGGAUGCUUGCAAAAUUGAUGACCUGAUCCGCUUUUGGCAUCAGGCAAAUGGCAUGCGUGCCGCAAUGCUCCAAGCGGCGCCCAUAGUAUGUUUGCACAUUGACAGAAUGAUUGAAUCCGCACCUGGCCAGAUCGAGAAAUGCAGUUGUGCAGUAGACUUGGACACAGAGGCCAUGAUCCCUUUCUUUCUUGCAAGAGACACUAAAUGCGAAACAGUGAACUAUAUUCCGGUUGCAGCAGCAUCACACCAGGGCGCUGAUCAGGCCGGCCAUUAUCAGGCACUCCUGAAGAUUCAGCCCACGGUGCUGUCUGCACAUCCAGUGAAAUGGUUACUGACCCAGGACAACAUGCCUCCAUUGGCCUGUUGGGACAUCCCACCUGGUUUUCGUGAAAAUCUGACAGUGAUAUGGCUCAUCAGAGCGGACUGCAUUCAGAUUCCAUUUUAUGUGCCUCGAGCAAACCAGAACUCACCACCAGCUGACCUGGCUACCCAGAUACUGACAUUGCUGGGGCAAACCGGACCUCUGUUGCCUUCCGAUGAAACUGCGCCAUCCAGCACGAAGCAAUGA